GUUUCAGACAAAUCCCAUCUGACCAUCUUCUUUUGUUUCAUGACGACUAUUACGGAUCCCAAAGUAAAGGAAACCAUCACGGCUGAUCCAUACAAAACUCUUCAAGAUGGAAUCUGUUGUGGACGUCGUGACGACGGUCUUUCAGGCAAUCCUGGCGGUUAAUGUCGUCUUCACCGUCGGAUACGCGUAUAAUGGGAAACGUGCGUCGACUUUGAGCAAGACUUUGUCUGCUUUGUCUAAUAAUCUCCUCUUACCCCUUCUCAUCUUGACCACUUUUGCUGCCUCACCCUCUCUUACUUGGAAGCGACUUCUUCAAUUAUGGCCAUUGGCGAUUAUCUCGCUUACGACCCAUGCGGCCUCUUUGGUUGCUUCCAUUCUCUCGUGCAGAUAUUUUGGCGCCCCAGGCUGGGCUGUUGAGAGUUUGACGUAUAACAAUGUAACCUCUUAUCCAUUCCUUGUUGUCUACGCUCUGUACCGCGUGUCUGCCGUUGGUGGCUUGAACCAUCUGCACUGGCGAAUCAAAGACACAACGGCUGAAGCUUUUGAAAGAGCUACUAUCUACAUACUAACCAACUUUUUAAUCACAGAAUUUUUCCGAAAAUUCCUCAAUCCGUUCAUCGUACAGUCCGGUUUAAUGGAUAAAGAACAGGAAGACGCGGAUGAAAAUGUCGAGGAUGGUUUUUAUGCUGAAACGGUCGAAGCAACGGUCGAUGAAGAUGCGACUGAGCGUACUUCCCUCCUCAGCCGAGCACAGCAGCCAGAUUCUACCAAAUUAGCCAUCAUCCGCACCGCACACUCGCCGAUUCUUCUUUCAGCGAUACUAGGUCUCACCAUCGGUCUUGUCAAACCUCUGCAGAGAUUUAUCACAGGUGUAGGCGUCGAGGGCUCCAGUGGCGGCUGGUUAUGGUUAGCGGCUGGGUCAGCUUUGAAUGCGAUGGGUGGUUCGUUUCCUCUGUUUGCCAUUCUGGCUACCGGUGCGGCAAUGAGGGCUGGGGAGCAACCUCCAUCGCCUGAAUACAAGACACCUCCAACCCUGGGUACUGUGCUCUUAUUUGGCUUUUGGAGGUACAUUUGCAUUCCUGCCAUCACCCUUCCUAUCGUCAAGAGUUUCCACAAGAUUCCCUCCACAAAGGUUUUCCUGCAGGAUCCGGUCUUUUCGUUCGUGCUUGUCCUUACUGUUAUAACCCCUCCAUUGCUCCCAUCCCACUUAUCUCCCUUCCGAUCCUCUGUUCUCUUUUCCACCUUUUAUUCGUCUCUCAUCACCGCUGUCCCACUCGCUCUUGCUAUCGGUCUCUUCGGCCGUGGUAUCUCUUAUGAUCUCGACUUUGAUCUCGUAUCCGCACUCAAAUCUGCUGCCGGGGGUGGGCUGGCAGGCGCGGCCGCCAUGGUGAUACAAGUUCUAACGCUCAUGCCAAUGAGGACGAUUAUGAAUUACCAGUACCGAUACGGAGGUGGACUAAAAAGUGCGGCGGUGACAUUGUACGAAGAUGGGGGCUAUAGGCGAUAUUACGCUGGCUUGGCUGCUGCAUUAUUCCAAGGUCCCCUUUCCCGAUUUGGCGAUACCGCCGCCAAUGCCGGCAUCCUCGCCCUCCUUUCCUCCCUCCCUUGGCCUGUACUUGUCAAGACUGUGGCUGCGAGCGUCGCCUCUGCUUGUUUCCGGAUGACGCUCACCCCUAUCGAUACCAUCAAGACUACUCAACAGACUCAAGGUGGUGGGGCGGGCUUGAGGUUGAUCAAGGAGAGGGUCAGGCAGCAAGGGGUGGCUAGUCUGUGGUAUGGCGCUUUGGCGACGGCUGCAGCGACUUUUGUCGGGCAUUAUCCUUGGUUCGGAACUUACAAUUAUCUCCAGGCCACACUUCCUCUUCCCCAUACCAUUAUUCAGAAACUCUUCCGCCAGGCAUUCAUCGGUUUUGCCGCAUCCCUUGUCUCCGAUACCUCAUCCAACUCUCUUCGUGUCGUCAAGACGUAUCGACAAGUACACGAAGGUGAUGUCGGCUAUCUCACUGCUGCGAAGAGGAUUGUAGAGGCAGAGGGAUGGAGGGGAUUGUUUGGAAGGGGCUUGGGUACGAGGUUGAUAACUAAUGGACUACAAGGCUUGUUGUUCAGUGUCUUGUGGAAGCUGUUCGCGGACUUGAUCGCGGGCAAGUAAUCACUUGUGCUUUUUUCUCUCGCGUAUUGGAGAAGUAGACCUUUCUUGUGUGCUAUGAAACGAAUAGAAAAAAAAACCUAAAUGUAUUGGACGGACCAUGAUGGCACAGCUAUGA
This is a messenger RNA of Cryptococcus deneoformans JEC21, 2264 nucleotides long. RefSeq lists its product as hypothetical. The coding region runs from base 107 to 2149 and encodes 680 amino acids. The record is from RefSeq and is a predicted model, not a curated record. The transcript is spliced from 12 exons. NCBI's taxonomy places the organism in Eukaryota, Fungi, Basidiomycota, Tremellomycetes, Tremellales, Cryptococcaceae. Gene Ontology annotation, biological process: transmembrane transport. Gene Ontology annotation, cellular component: membrane.